GUAAUGUAUUACGUCCUCUAUUAGACUUCUAUUAAACUUCACUGCAAUUGUAAACCAUCACUCCUACUGGCGAACUCGUUAGUUUGGAAUUACUGCUGCAGUACAUAGCCAAGGCUCUUGGUGGCAGUAAAUCCCUAUACGGCACUAGAUUGCGUUUGCUUUGUACUGCAGAGGUAGGAUGCUACAGGAAGAUCAAGCUGCUGUGCUACAACUUUUUGAGGAGGCAAAUGCCUUGAGAGGAUAAUGGUGGUCAACCUUUGUCAGCCACCUUUUCAGACCACUGUUCAGUGCAAUAAGCUGUGUGCUGAUGGCUUUGACAUCUCCAACCUUGUGUCCGAGGACCCUGCCCUCCGACGGCGUGGCUUCAAAUUGGAGUACUUCCUGCGGCCGCCUGUACAGGUGACGCUUGGUUUCCGCUGGCAGGUGGAGGUGUGUGGCGUGGAUGUGGAGCUGUGGCCGUGUGGGAUGGACCAGAAUGGCGCCUCCCGCAGGCUGGAGGUCCACAGCAGCUCGGAUGCCAACGCUGACGCCACCCAGGGGCACUUUCUCCAGGUGGGCCGGUGUGACGUGCGGGACGGGGUGCUGGUGUGCUUCCGUGCCCCCCGGCUUCGCCCUCGCGCCCCCUUCCCUCAUCUGCCCCCGCCACCCUCUGGCGAGGCCACGCAGUCUGACCUCUGGAGCCGGGGGCCGCAGUCCCUGGGCAGUGUCGCCCGGCUGCGCCUGACCAUUCCGUUCAGCAGCGCCGGCUCGCAGCUCGGAUUCAAAGCGCUGUCCGUGUGGGGGCUCCCAGCCCGUUCUAGUCCCCCUGAUGCCCUGGAGGAGUUCCAGAGGGCCUAUCGCCACUCCCUAGCCCCCGCAAAGCCCCUAACGCCUCCCAGACCACCUGCCCCUGCCUCCACCAACACCUCAGAGCCCGCCACCUACUCGGACCCAGAUGAAGCCGUACCUGAGGAGUUCCUGGACCCCCUGACCCAGGAGCUGAUGGUUCUGCCCAUGGUGCUGCCCAGUGGGGCGGUGGUGGACCUCAGCUCCCUGGAGGAGUACCAGCGCCGCGAGGCCACCUGGGGACGCUCGCCCAGUGACCCCUUCACCGGCGUGCCCUUCACCUCAGACUCCAAGCCCCUGCCAUGCCCACUUUUGAAAUGCCGCAUCGAUCAGAUGGUCCUCCGGAGAGGAGGGCGGCCGGGCGUCUGCGGGAGCAAAGAAAGGGCCACCACCCUGGGCCCGCAGGCCUCCAGGCUCAUCCCUCAGACUUCCAAACAACCACAGAUGCCCAUGUUACCCAACAGUUCACUUACCUCACACACCCAGCCCGGCUGUACUGCAAGCAAUGGUGCUGUGGACUGCCACACAUCCUCCUCUAGUGAUGGGCCGCCCAGUAACCAGGCCCUGGGUGAGGGGGUGACCCCAGCAGCAGCAGGAGGAUGGGAGCGUCCGGUCCUGAGGAGAAAGAGAGGACUGGAUGCUUCUAAUCCAGACAUGGACAGACUGAGGGAUUGUGCAGUAGCUAGUAAGAGUGCGUCCAAAAAAGCAGAGAACAGUUUGCAGCCAUGCAAAAAAACAAGAGCAGAACAGCAAACGCACUCCACAGGCUCCCAUGAGGAGCGUCUGUCGGCCAGUCUGGAUGCAGCGCUGAGCUGUGCUCUGCAGGGGCUACCCUCCUACACCAGCAAGAAGAAUCCGCAGGGCCACACCCCCGCCCCACACACAGGUGAGGAUCAGUGUGCCCUUUGCUCUGUCUCUCUUACCCGCUAUCCAACCAGCCCUGCGGCCUACGCUCUUCCAUGCAGGCAUCUCCUCUGCCGCCCGUGCCUCACCCGCAAAGCUCCACCAAACGCUGGAGGACCCCAGAUCGUCUGCCCUACAUGCGGUUCUGUUGCCGCAGCUAGUGCGGUCACACGUGUGCACCACUGACCACUGUUGACCGCUGCAUAAAAUUAACUACAGACAGACCAUGGUACACAGAACGCAGCAGAUUACUGACAAAAUGUGUUGAAAUGUACAGCAUGAACUUUUUGACUGGCAGAGAAUAUCGGUUGUACUCAGUUGUGCCUCUCAGGAACUUUGGGAUGGUUGAAUAUUUUCUCAUCUGAUACUCUACAUUUUGACAUUCAUAAUGUCCUGACUUUAAUAUUGAAUUGGACAGGCUCUGUGCUGUAGUGAUCUUCUGUCUCAAAAGCAUCAUUGUCCUCUUUUUUUUACCAACCUUACUGAUCUACCAAAACUGCUCAGAUGGAAUGUGAAGCAUGGCUAUACAAACCUGCCAUGCUGAUGUCCGAGGUCAUGGGCUCCAUCUUGAUCAUCUCCAUCUUGGCCCACUGCAGUCAUUAAAUGCUGUACCCCUGGUCAUGUGGCCCAGGGCUCUGGCUGGGGGCCUUGGCCAGUGGAAAUUGAAAAUCUCUGCAAGAACUUGAGCAAGCGAGAGAGAGAAUGCAGCAGAGAUGAGCGUGAAAGAGAUGAGGGGGAGCGUGCUGAGAGGCCCAAGGCUGACUUGCUUGUUUGAAAAGAAAGCAUGGAGGAGGAUGAAGGGAGGUGCAGUCCAGGCCUCUUGAGGUCAGAACGCAAUGUGUCGCACUCUCCACCUCCACCUCCCAAAGGCUCAUUUGGACCCUUUUGGACGUGUGAGCACGGAGCAAUUCAAAGGACUUUCUAAUCCACACUACUCACAACUAUAUUAUGGUGUACUGUUUGACAACAAAUAAAUGGAAAAGAUGUUAAAUU
Messenger RNA from Alosa sapidissima (American shad), 2721 nucleotides. RefSeq names its product U-box domain containing 5 (gene ubox5). Gene Ontology annotation, molecular function: ubiquitin-ubiquitin ligase activity; ubiquitin protein ligase binding. Bases 244 to 1914 code for a protein of 556 amino acids. The record is from RefSeq and is a predicted model, not a curated record. Lineage: Eukaryota; Metazoa; Chordata; Actinopteri; Clupeiformes; Clupeidae. The transcript is spliced from 5 exons. Gene Ontology annotation, biological process: protein polyubiquitination. Gene Ontology annotation, cellular component: nucleus.